Branchiostoma floridae (Florida lancelet) is the source of this 3882-nucleotide messenger RNA. Its product is annotated as neurofilament light polypeptide-like. Lineage: Eukaryota; Metazoa; Chordata; Leptocardii; Amphioxiformes; Branchiostomatidae. Gene Ontology annotation, molecular function: structural constituent of cytoskeleton. Gene Ontology annotation, biological process: intermediate filament organization. The record is from RefSeq and is a predicted model, not a curated record. Gene Ontology annotation, cellular component: intermediate filament; cytoplasm.
UUACCCCUGCCACACUUUGUGUUCGGCAACUCCGCUCUACACACCUGUCCUCGUGGUGCCAGUAAGCCGCGGCUAGUGUUUCUCCGUUUCUUCUCCUUACUGGUGUUAUUCUCACCGACAAUGCCAACCUACUACACACAGUCGACCACCAGGCGCGGCGCGGGCUCGGGGGCGUCGCGUCGGAGCUGGGGGAUCGGCAGCGGGUCCGGUGCGCUGGUGCCGGUGGGAGGAGGCCGGUCGUCCUCGUAUCAGGUCACCACCAUGAAGAGUGCCGGCGGGGUCAGCGCCGGGGCCGGGGUUGGCGGGGCCGGGGCAAAUGGAGCAGCAGGCGUUCGCACCAGCAGCUUCUUCGCAAGCGGCGUCACUGUCGAAGACCUUCAAAACUCCCUGGGUUCUCUGGCAGAAUCCAAGAGCCUCCGUGUGGACGAGAAGCAGCAGCUGAGCAGUCUGAACAACCGCCUGGUGGGCUUCCUCGGCAAGGUCCGCCAGCUGGAGGACCAGAACAUGCAGCUAAAAGCAAUGCUGGAGCAGUCGAGCGGGGUCGAGGUGAAGUCGGGUUUGCCGGAGAUAUGGGAGCGAGAGAUGCAGGCUCUCCGUCAGGAGCUGGAGGCCGCCAACCACGAGAAGACCCGCCUCGAGGUCCGCAUCGAAGGGUACGAGACCGAGAUCGGACAACUCAACAACAGGUUGGACAGUGCUGACCAGAUUAUCAAUGAUCUGGAGGUGGAGCUGGCAGCUGUGAGGAAGGAUUGUGACGACGCGACUGUGGUGAAGGUGGACAUGGAGAGUAAGCUGGAGAUCAUGAAGACCGAGAUCGCCUUCCUGAACGACUACCAUGAGCAGCAAAUCCUGGAGCUGGAGGACCAGCUGCGCCAGCGCAUGUCCGUGGUGCCGGCUGUCAUCGAGUCGGACCACACCUAUGAGAUGCAGGAGGUGAUUGACAGCCUGAGGGCUGAGUACGAACAGACAAUCCGCAGGCAUCAGCAAGAGGCUAAAGACUGGGCCGAGACAAAGAUCAAGAUCCAAAAGGACGACACGCUGAAGAUCGAGGGCCUGAGGCGGGAGCUGAGCGAGUGGAAGUCGAAGGCUACAACCGCAGAGAUGAAGAUCGCCAGCUACGAAGGCCAGCUGAAGUCUAUCCGUGAGCAGCUACACGAGCAGGAACUGCGUCACGAGAGGGACCUGAACGCCAAACAGGACGCCAUCAGGGACUUGGAGGCUAGCAUUUCCGAGAUCAAGGCCCGACUUUCCGCUCAGCUGAGGGAGUACCAGGACCUGAUGAAUCUCAAGCUCAAACUGGAUACAGAGAUCGCCGCCUAUCGGGAGCUGCUGGAAGUGGAGGAGGAACGUUACAGCGCCAUAGAAUUUGCAGCUCAAGAAGCAUCUCAAACGAAGACCGUGAGCAUCGAGGAAGUAGAGGAGCGACACAAAGCGGAGCUCGCCCGCCUGGAGGCUGACAUCGAGCGGUACAGGGCUGAUAUCGCCAACCUGCAGGAGCAGCUCAAGCUGAUCGAGUCGCGCAACUCUAACACAUCUCUGGAGUUCAAGACCGAGAUCGACGGCUACAAGUCCCAGAUCGCUGGCUACACCGCGGAGAUCAACGGCUACAGGUCUGAGAUUGCCAGCCUGCAAGACCGUCUACGCGAACUGGACGCCAGGAGGGAGCGGGAGGUCCAGGCGAAGGUGGACAUCAUCAACGGUCUGGAGGGACAGAUCCGGGACCUGAGGGGCGAGAUCCACAGCGUGCAGUCCUCGGUCCAGUCUUCAGCCGUGUUUGAGAAGCAGGUUUCUGGACUGGAGAGUCGCAUCGGCUCUCUGCAGGGCGAAAUCGACAGCAAGCUGGCCAUCAUCCGCGAGAGAGACACCAUGAUUGCUGACCUACGAGCACAGAUUGCUCAGCUGAAACGCGACCUGGAGGCGGGCAAGCGUGAUGUUGAUGCUAAGUGGACACUGGAGAUCAACGAAAAGACCAAGAUCAUCAGCCGACUGGAAUCUGAGAUGGCUGCCCUGCGCCUUGAGUUGUCUGGCAAGGCAAAGGAAUACCAGAAUCUGCUGGAGGCCAAGAUGAUGCUGGAGAAGACACUCCGUGAGUCUGAGGAGCGUCACAAGAAGGAGCUCCGUGGAAAGGAGGACUUCAUCCACGAUCUGGAGCGGCAGAAGAACGAGCAGAUCGUGAAGCUGGAGAUUGCUCUAAAGGAGCUGAGGGGACAGAUAGACGGCAAGUCGUCCGGCUAUGACGAUCUCAACCGUGCCAAGCUGGCCCUGGAGAGGCAGCUGCAAGAGAUGGAGAGCAGGUACCAGAGGGAGCUGAGUGAGAAGACUAGGAUGAUCAGCAGUCUGGAGACGCGCGUCAGUACCACCUCCGUCAGCCAGACCACCGAGCUGGAGGGCCGCUUCAAGGGCCAGAUCAGCACUCUGGAGGCACAGUUGGUCAGCCUACGCGGUGAUCUAGCCGCCAUGACCCGGGAGCGCGACAUGUACCUGCGGGAGAGGAAUGAGCUGCGCGUGGCGCUGGAGGGCGUCACUUCCGAGAGGGAUCUGUGCUUCCGUGAGCGCGCCGAGCUGCGUGCUAAUGCAUCUGCAAGCAUGACCGUCGUUGAAGAGGUAAAGCAGACCGUUGUUGAGGAAGUGAAGGCAGUAGAGACACCUGCCCCACGAAGGUCAGGUGGCUUCAUCCGUAUGAACUUCUCAAAGAAGGACCUAAUGUCCAUCUUAGUCCAGUACAAAUUCUUCAUGACCUACAUGCUGAGCGGAGUAACUGACGGAGCGCAGUGGGACCCUGUACUUGGAGCAGAAGGCUGCUGUUGUCAGCCAGAACCAGUUGUGGAACCUGGAGGAUAAGGUGAUCAUCAGCUCGUCCAGCGGCCUCGCUCUGGAAGUGAAGGGCGGGCGUAACGAGGUGGGGACCGAGGUGGUCCUGGCCCGGCGCACCGGGUCAAAGGCACAGAAGUGGGAUAUCGACUCCGAUGAGAUCAUCACGACAGCCCUUGGUGAUCUCAUCUUGGACCUUGUUGACGGGAAGCUCGUCUUGAACAAGCGUGGAGCAACCGGCAAGCGCCAAGACUGGAACCUACAGAUCUACCAGUAGUCGUGCGCAGCUUAGAUAAUCUGAACGAGAUGAGAGGCACAUAGAUUGACUUAAGCUACUUUGAUUUAGAGUUGGCAUCCGUCGUCUCAGAAGACAAAGAUUUAGAGUAAUUAUAGUGAAAUAUAUCGCGGGUUGUGGUGUUUAGCGCCAAGUUUGAUUCACUUGCUUAGUAAAGAAGUAAUGGAAAUCGUCGACGAACAAAAACUAAUUAAAACUUGUUAAAUGGUGUUUGGAUCAUAGGAAAGUGUGAUAUCCUUCUUAUUGCUUAUUUUUAGUUGAUGGUGAGUUAUUUAUGCGGUGCUGUAACGAAUUUAUUUUGCAUUUCAAAAGGCAACAUUUUCCUGCGUUACGAAGACGUAUGUAAUUACGUGCCUAUUAUCGCAGUCUCAGGAAACCAAACAGCAAUAUAAUAGUGACGAGAACAAAGGUGAUUGAGAAUAUAUUUUGUAAGAACCAAUAACAAGCCAAGUCAAAAAUUGUAUUUUUGUCAAUCAAUGAAGAUCUUUUUGAUACCAAUAUUGGAACGCGGUGUAUAUUCUAAUCGUAAUUUAACCCUUUUCGUAUAAUAGAUGGUGAAAUUAUGUUGUUUCGUAUGACCAAUUAUUCACUAUUAUCAGCUUGAAUAAUAAGAACUACUUUUUUUUAAAGAUUACCAUUUUUAAAGACUACCCAAGACAUGUUACAGCAAUGUUAAAAUCGGACAUGGUGGUAUUACCGUUUAUUCGCACACUCUCACGUUGUAUGGCAAAGCAAAGGAAAGCACAGUAAUAAAAGCACACGGUAUUUCGACAUUA